AUGCGGAAAUUGCUCGCGGGUGUUCUACUUUCCGUGUUUUUCGCGUCGUUUGGCGCAGAUGGACGAUGUGUUGGCACGGACUGCGAUAUGUUUGAGUGCACGUCAGGUGAAUAUUUUAUCCAUUCUAUCUGAAAAAUAAAAACUUAACCAAUAUAGUUAGGGAAGCUGGAAUCAAACGGAAGGGUAUUCUUGGCAGGCUUAAGAAGUUUGGUUUAAAUUCAGUGAAAAACUUUUUCUAGUCCUUUUCUGAAAGGACCUCAAAAAAAUUCUCAAUGAACACUAUCAUAGUUAUCUUCGACAUGGAAGUAUUACUGAAGCAUUUUUUUGAAGCUGGGUAAGCGUUUCAGAUGCGUUCGUCCUGCGACCGAUGGACGCCUACUUGAGAACUGGCUCUACAUUUGGAUCUCCUUGUGCCUGUGCAGCCGAUUGGAACUCUGUAUUCUGCAACCAGUCUUCGUCUGGGUCAUCCUCGAGUUUUGAAGAGCCUCAUCCUACUAUCUGCAUAUGCAGGUCGGAGCAUAAAUAAUCAAGAAAUUUCAAGAAAUGAUUCAAUUUUUUGCAGGAAAUUCAGUGACAACGGCUCGAAAUGCGAUCAAUUCAUGUCUCGCUGUUUUGCACGUAAAAACCACGAGUUUAAAUAAUAAUCUAAUAAUCUUUAAGCAUAUCAUUUCCAGGUGUUCGUGUUGUUUCAAUCAACCAAAGGCAUACUGUAAUCACUUGAGGUGCAAACACAACGAGCCCGAUUUCAGGUGUGUUCGGAAGAAUUUCUUCAGUAACUGAUUGUUUCAGCGGGGCUAACACAACUUGUGUCUGCUACCAUAGUCCAACAAACUAUCCGUACCAGAUUUGUAAAGCUCUGUAUCCCCACGAGAAUGCGCUCCAGUCAAGGAAAACAGUACUUUUUGCCAGAAACCAGAACGUUCCAAGCACAGCUGAGGUUGGUGAAUUUCUCAAAAAGAAAAUAUUUCGUUAUUUGUUAGUACCAACAAGUCUGAGAACUUGAAAGAACACGGUGACCUUUUUCCAGCAACACAUAGAGCUUUUCGGAAGAAAAGUGUCGACCUCCACAUUGACCUACGUGGUUGUCAGUAUGCUGGGACUGACCUGCUUGAUGACGUUGGGUAUGCUGAUCAUGGGAGGCCAGAGAAUCCGCCGACGUCGUCAGGAACUUCUUCGGCAGACGCGCGUCGCUCGCGAGACCCUCAUCAUGCAACGUGCCGACGACGACCGCUACCUUCCUUCUGCAUGA
Messenger RNA from Caenorhabditis auriculariae, 1249 nucleotides. Lineage: Eukaryota; Metazoa; Nematoda; Chromadorea; Rhabditida; Rhabditidae. The record is from the annotation of a GenBank genome assembly.